AUGGCGCAAAUUUUCUGCAUGGCACUCACUGUUGCUACGGUUGUAGCAGCACUCCCUGCUAUGGACUCUCAAAGCCAAGCACAGCCCUUCGUUCACACACCGGCUACCCCGUGGAAUGCAGGUGGACUGAACGAGUUUCCUAUUCACUCCAGCUGCAACGUAACGCAGCGUCGGCAGAUUGAGUUGGGCCUUGCAGAGGCUGUCAUUUUGGCCGCUCACGCUCGGGACCACAUCCUCCGCUGGAGCAAUGAAAGUGAAAUUUAUCGAAAGUACUUUGGAGAUAGUCCCUCAAUGGAGGCCAUCGGCGCUUACGAAGUCGUUGUGAGUGGAGACAAGAAUGGCAUUCUGUUCCGCUGUGAUAAUCCAGAUGGAAAUUGUGACAUUGACGGCUGGGCUGGACACUGGCGGGGAGAGAAUGGCACGGAGCAGACUGUCAUCUGCGAUCUCAGCUAUCAAACCCGCCGCUCUCUUGCAACAAUGUGCGCAAUGGGCUACACCGUCUCUGAGUCUGAAACGAAUACCUUCUGGGCCUCUGAUCUUCUGCAUCGCUUGUAUCAUCUACCUUCCAUCGGACAAGAAUGGGUCAACCAUCAUGCAGACGAUUACGGGGAGGUUCUCAAUCUGGCUCGUCAGCUUCCGAUGCUAUCUACUCAUGAUUCGGAGACUCUUCAAUAUUUCGCACUGGAAGUCUAUGCCCAUGAUAUCUCAGUGCCUGGAAUUGGGUGCUCGGGGGACAGUGAUAUUGGAAGAUAUGAGUCUAACACGGGCGCGACUGUGACAAGCACCACCAGUGUCUCUUCCACUACAAGUAGCGCGUCGACUAAUUGUCAUACCCACGCUGGAGGUGAGCUUCAUUGCAACUGA
Messenger RNA from Penicillium diatomitis, 864 nucleotides. RefSeq names its product major allergen Asp F2 (gene aspf2). Bases 1 to 864 code for a protein of 287 amino acids. The transcript is spliced from 3 exons. The record is from RefSeq and is a predicted model, not a curated record. Lineage: Eukaryota; Fungi; Ascomycota; Eurotiomycetes; Eurotiales; Aspergillaceae. Gene Ontology annotation, cellular component: extracellular region; cell surface; fungal-type cell wall. Gene Ontology annotation, molecular function: zinc ion binding; metallopeptidase activity; integrin binding.